AAUAAAAUUAAUCAGGAACUGCUGUGCUUAUCAUCUUGUUUUGUGAGAGAUUUCCUGUAGCCUUUGAUAAGUCAGCAGAAAAGGACUACUAAUCAUCAUGAAGUUGAAGCAGCGUGUGGUACUUCUGGCAAUUCUACUCGUCAUCUUUAUUUUCACAAAGGUUUUCCUCAUAGACAACUUGGACACAUCAGCAGCCAAUCGUGAGGACCAGCGCGCCUUCCAUCGCAUGAUGACGAGCCUACGGAUCGAAUUAGACCCACGACUUGAUCACACACUGCAAUCUCCUUGGGAGAUUGCAGCCCAGUGGGUGGUGCCACGUGAAGUGUAUCCAGAGGAAACACCAGAACUGGGCGCAGUGAUGCAUGCUAUGGCUACCAAGAAAAUCAUCAAAGCAGAUGUGGGCUAUAAGGGUACCCAGUUGAAAGCACUGCUUGUGCUGGAAGGUGGACAGAAAGUAGUCUUCAAACCUAAGAGAUAUCCCAGAGACUAUGUAAUAGAAGGAGAGCCAUAUGCUGGCUAUGACAGACAUAAUGCAGAGGUGGCAGCCUUCCAUCUAGACAGAAUCUUAGGUUUCCGACGGGCCCCACUCGUGAUUGGUAGGUUUGUCAACCUCCGGACAGAGAUCAAACCUGUUGCCACAGAACAGUUGCUUAGUACUUUCAUGACUUUAGGUAAUAAUACUUGUUUCUAUGGGAAGUGCUACUACUGCCGGGAAACAGAACCAGCCUGUGCUGAAAGAGAUUCCAUGGAAGGAUCACUCACUCUUUGGCUGCCAGAUGCCUGGCCUCUUCAGAAACAUCGGCAUCCAUGGGGCAGGACGUACCGGGAGGGCAAGUUAGCCAGAUGGGAAUACGAUGAGAGUUACUGUGAUGCUGUAAAGAAGACCUCCCCUUAUGAUUCAGGUCCACGGCUUCUUGACAUCAUUGAUACAGCCAUCUUUGACUAUCUGAUUGGGAAUGCUGACCGACAUCAUUAUGAAAGUUUUCAGGAUGAUGAAGGGGCCAGCAUGCUUAUUCUACUUGACAAUGCCAAAAGUUUUGGAAAUCCUUCCCUGGAUGAGAGAAGCAUUCUUGCACCUCUUUAUCAGUGCUGCAUUAUCAGAGUCUCCACAUGGAACAGGUUGAACUAUUUGAAGAAUGGAGUCCUGAAGUCUGCCUUAAAAACUGCUAUGGUUCAUGACCCUAUUGCACCUGUGUUGUCUGCCCCCCAUAUGGACACCCUGGACCAACGGCUUCUGAACAUCUUGGCUACCAUAAAGCAAUGUACAGAUCAAUUUGGGCCAGACAUUGUAUUGGUGGAAGAUAGAAUGACACUUUCCCAUUUGUAGCUUUAACAGAAACUGAUAGGGUUUAUUUUUUAAAGUAAUAAUAGAAAACAGCACAACUGGUUCUGCAUGGCUAUGGGCAGGAUAAACUGGAAUUAAAUAACAGAAUUUCUGCAUCAGAAGAAGAAACACUUGUAGUUUGAAAGCUCUGUUGAAGACAAGAAAGUUCCCCUCGGGUAGCCCUGUAUCUUUUUUUUGUUUCUGGAUUCCAUUGCUGGCAGUGGAUGUUGCACUGAGAGCCCUCCUGGGAUUCCCUGUGAAGAGAUGGGUAUUGGGACACUAAUACGGGCUUGUUCCAGAAAAGAUCUUAUUCUCCUAAUUGACUCCAAGUAUAAUCUUAGUAUUUUAGUCUAAUUCAGGGUUUUAAAGAAUAAGCUAUCUAGGCAUCCAUACUGGCCAUGUUAAAAAAAAAAAAGAAAAGUGAUGGAGGGGUAGGGCAAAUUUGAUAUUGAAAAGAUUUACUGUCUCUCCUGAUAGGUAUACAUCCAUGCAUCUUUUGCAGAAAUUUUCUAAAGGACUUCGUAAGGGAAUGUAUAAUUGUGUUUGGUGUUCUGUUAAAUCCAAAACUGCUGAAGGAGAAAGACUGUUCUAGAUUACUUUUGAAAUCUGUUGUCCAUGUACAAGGCUGAAAUUACUCAGGCCUGCACAAUGCUGCAAAGUCCUAACCAGAGAUUUUUGUGCAAAUCAUUAUGUUCUCAAAUGUAAGGGUUCUUGCUGCCUUGAACCUAAUAUUUCUCUUAAAAAGUGGGGCUUGAGCCAGUAUUUUAUGUCCUGUCAGUGCUGUAGAUUUCAAAAAACAAACAGGAUUUGUUGCUAACUUCUGAUCUAAACUGAAAAUCUAAGAAGACGUGAUGAAUGCCUGCGGAAGGGAAAAAUGUUUUAUCAGGCAGUUGCAGAUGCUACGUUGUCAGGCAUUCAGGAUAGUCUCAUUUCCAAGGUCUGAGCUGAGCUAAAGAUGUUUUUAGAUGCAUAUCUUCUUUUUUCUUUUUUUGAUCCAAGCUGUGAUUCCAUGGCUUUGUGACCAUUAUCAGGAAUUGUAAUUUGUGUUUCUAGUGUCAGAAAAUGUAUGUAUCUUGGUUUUAAUUCAUGCACCUGAUAGUCCUGCCAAAGAUAUUGGAGGGAAAUGUGUAGGAAACAAUUCUGUAUGUUAACUCCAAGGUUUAAUUCCCUGAACUAUUAUUCACCAACUGUAUUGAAAACCUCAAAGAUUUUCCAUGUUAGAUAAUGUUUCCGAUAGCUGUAUCCUGGAUGUCAGUUAACAGAAAUUUAAAUACAGGGUCCAGAUGUUU
Molecule: messenger RNA, 2613 nt
Organism: Protobothrops mucrosquamatus (brown spotted pit viper)
Lineage: Eukaryota; Metazoa; Chordata; Lepidosauria; Squamata; Viperidae
Gene: FAM20B
Product: FAM20B glycosaminoglycan xylosylkinase
Exons: 7
Coding region: 98-1327 (409 amino acids)
Biological process (GO): protein phosphorylation
Cellular component (GO): Golgi apparatus
Molecular function (GO): phosphotransferase activity, alcohol group as acceptor
Source: RefSeq, a predicted model, not a curated record